UUUUCAUUACAGAAAGGGAUUAUUAAUUAUUUUUUGCCCUUUUCCAAAUUAGCGGAGCGCAAGCGCUCCUUCACAUGGUCACGCAUGACCAUACCACGGUCGGAGCACGAGGAAACCGCACGAACAUCAGCGACGGAAUCGUCGGGUUGUACACUACUUCAUUCUGUGAUCUGUUUGCUCACUCGUCAGGUAGAGCAAAUCAUUUGGGACGAUCAGUCCGAAGAAAAAUCUAUCGAUAGACCAAGAUACGUCGUUAGUCUCGUAUGAAUUUGAUGCGUAGUCGACUGCAUUUGAUGAACCCUGGUUGUUAUUAGAAGUUGGAGUUCCGAAUUGGGUCUUAAUUUGAAGCUCUCGUCUCGAGCGGUUGAGCAUGGGAGCUGUCAAAUUGGAACUUCGCGGUCCAGAAAAUGUUAAUGGGAUUGUGGCUGACCCCAAGCCAGAUUGGAGUUUUGAUACUCUGUUAUUGGAACUUAAUGCAUUGGAACACACGCUCAAUGCAUCUUCAUUGGUUCCCGUUCCUUUUACCAAAACGAGAUCCCGUGAGUUUUCACCUGUUAGGAAGAUUGAUAGGAGUGCAAAUGCUUUUGUAAUGCACAUCUCGGAUGAUGAGCUGGAUGAUAUGGACAGUGAUGGCCAAGAGGUUUACAAUCAAAGCUUAGUUGCUGGGAGGCGAUUUUCUUGUGAUGAACUGUCUUUGAGUGACAGUGAUGAGUCUGAGUAUGGCUCAGCCAUUGGAAAGCCGUUAUACUUGAUGGACAAAGCAGGAACAGUAGAAGGUGCACUGGUUGAGCUAACUCAUGAACAUUGGCUUGGAGUUGAGGAUGAAAUUAGAAACCAAAUAUCAGCACUGGAGACAGAUUUAUUGAAUGGAAGUGACAAAUUCACUUCUUCACUCGUUCGAGUUGAGAAGUAUACAGAAUCAAGGCGCGAAAUGGACAAGAAGCUUGAUACACAAUAUCAGCGUAAGAUUGCAGAAGCGCUUGAUAGUCACUUGACUGCUGUUCAGAGGGAGCAUGAGCACAGGUCACAAAUUGAAGAAAGGAAGAUAAGAAAUGAUGCUGCUGUUGAAGAGGCCAAAAGAAAAGAAAAAGCUCUUAGAGAAGAAAAGAUGCGCCAAGAAAAAAUUAAAGCUGAGGCUGAGGCUCGACUUGUGGCUGAAAAGAAAAGAGCUGAAGAAGCAAAAAUUGUUGCUUUAGAAGUGGAGAGAAGCACAGUAAAAGAACCUGCAGAAAAGGUAGUGAAGGAAAUUUCAAAAAGGGCUGCUUCUGCUGAAGUGGCAGAGGUGGAAACCCAAGUGCACAAAACAGAUUCAAGUUUGAGUGUUAAGAAUGCUCAAUUUGGAGGAUCUGGUUCUGACACACUGAAAAAAUUGCAGUCAGCAGGUAACAUUCUACAUUCUGCAGAAAAUGCGUUGAAGUUAGAGGAAAUUAGACUUCAGAACUACAAUGAAUUAGUCAAGAGAAACCAGGCAUUGAGAUCAGGGUCUAAUAUGGAUUUUCAGAGCUAUGAACGGAAAAUAGCUAGACAGAUAAAACAAACAAGUGGGACAAAAGAGGCUGUUAGAGCAAAAGCAAAUGAACUAAUAAAGAUUUUCAGUGAUCCUCACUGUCCUCAAUCCAUCACUAUUGCGAUUUUUGCAGAGAAGGUCAUCUCCCUCUGUGAAAACCCUGGUAGUGCAGCUUUUGCUUUGGGCCAUGUCAUUGUUCUUGUUGCUUCAAAGUUCCCACUUGCAAUGGACCUUAUUAUUGCCGAAUUCCAUAGAGCAUGCGUCUAUACAGUCCCAAAGCAUAUAACAUACUCGCAGUCAGUAUUUGAAACAAAGGAAGCUUAUAAAAAGAUCAUUGGCUUUCGAGAAGAAGAUGGUAAGCUUGAAAGCACCAAACAGUAUUUGCAACGGCUAGAGUCAUACAUGAAACUUUAUGGAGCACUGGUACAGACACAGAUUGAAGGUGUUCAAAAUUCGUAUGGCCUGAAUGAAGGUUGGGCAUGGGUUGCAAGGUUGCUUAAUGCUCUUCCGGCCAAUAUUUAUACAGCAGUGGCGUUGGAGGCAUUCUUGAAAAUGGCUGGAUUUGCUCUCUUCAAGAAAUACAAAUCUCAGUUCCGAAAGAUAAUGAACGUCGUCUCCCGCGACUUUGUAGGUAUGCUGAAAGCACAAAGAGAUCCAGGGCUGGACCUGAUUAUCAGGAGGAUAGAAACUUACAUAGAAACAAAACAGUUUCUUCAGGAACCAGAGGGAUGGAGGCUGCCAAGUUCUGCAUUGUCUAGUUCUCUUGUUCCAAGUCAAGAUUACAGAGAACCAUAUUAUGAUGGAUCCAAUAGAUUUUACUAAGCAUUAGAACUCAAAACUUUGUCAUGGCCGUUGCCAAAGUAUUUGAUCUGUUGUGCUUCAUCUCUGUUGAAAUGUGUGUAAAUUUUGGUAUUAGUUAAAGAUAUAUGCAUGUAUGAAUAAACAUGCUGCUCGAUAUUUCUUGCA
Molecule: messenger RNA, 2473 nt
Organism: Malania oleifera
Lineage: Eukaryota; Viridiplantae; Streptophyta; Magnoliopsida; Santalales; Ximeniaceae
Product: mRNA export factor GLE1
Exons: 16
Coding region: 371-2329 (652 amino acids)
Biological process (GO): poly(A)+ mRNA export from nucleus; regulation of translational termination; regulation of translational initiation
Cellular component (GO): nuclear pore; nuclear pore cytoplasmic filaments; cytoplasm
Molecular function (GO): translation initiation factor binding; inositol hexakisphosphate binding; phospholipid binding
Source: RefSeq, a predicted model, not a curated record